Molecule: messenger RNA, 1879 nt
Organism: Anopheles arabiensis
Lineage: Eukaryota; Metazoa; Arthropoda; Insecta; Diptera; Culicidae
Gene: Naa60
Product: N-alpha-acetyltransferase 60
Exons: 5
Coding region: 503-1291 (262 amino acids)
Biological process (GO): N-terminal peptidyl-methionine acetylation
Cellular component (GO): Golgi membrane
Molecular function (GO): protein-N-terminal amino-acid acetyltransferase activity; histone acetyltransferase activity
Source: RefSeq, a predicted model, not a curated record
CUCCAAAACAAGGUCAACUGUCAAACCAAUUCUCAUUGUGUGCAAUCGAAAUUUAAUUGAUUUUGAUUAACUGCUCCCUUCCUGCAGACUAGUUUUUAUUGGCCGCAAAGGCCCAAAACCUACACCACUGCCAUCAAAACCUUUUCCCGCUACGUCGGUGAGCGCAAAACCCCCCGCGAAAGCUGAAGUAGUGAGAGUUUUUCUUCUGUUGUUGUUGGUAUCAGUUAGAAGAAUGUCACCACCAGCAAGAAGAUUGUGGCUGUGAUACGCGGGGCUGCGUGAGAUAAUACGGUGUGGCACGAUGGGCACUCGAAUACAAUUUGCUGAACGUUGCGGCUGCAUUCGAUUCCGCAGGAAAUGCGAUAACACCAGCCUAGCGUAAGUGGUAGCGGUUCAGCCAUAGACCGGGGGGGUCGCUUUUGUGUGAAAGAAAAGUUAGAACGUACAGAGCAACGUGCUUCGGACAAAAACACGUCGGACCGAUCCGGGAGCAGCACCACCGAUGGCUCAAUCAUUUACCUGGUUUCCGGUGAACCACCUCAGCAGCACCAAGAGCAACGAGCGCCUGCAAAACCCGUACGAAUGUCCGUCGGUACCAUUGUGUUCAGCGAACGAUGUGCAGCUCCGGUUUCUCUGCCCGGACGAUCUCGAGGAGGUGCGAACGCUCUGCCAGGAUUGGUUUCCCAUCGAUUACCCGCUCUCGUGGUAUGUGGACAUUACCUCCAGCACGCGCUUCUUCGCCUUGGCAGCGAUCUACAACUUUAGCAUCAUUGGGCUGAUAGUGGCCGAGAUCAAAUCGUACAGCAAACUCAACAAGGAGGACCGUGGCAUUAUUCCGGAAUCGAUGGGACGGGAUGCCGAGAUUGGCUACAUUCUGUCGCUGGGUGUGCAUCGAAAGUACCGUCAAAAUGGCAUCGGUUCGUUGCUGCUGGAUUCCCUCAUUAACCACCUGACGACUGCGGAGCGGCACAAGGUGAAGGCCAUUUUUCUGCACGUGCUAACCACGAACCGUACCGCCAUUCUGUUCUACGAACGAAGAGGAUUUGUUCUUCACUCCUUUUUGCCUUACUAUUACUCAAUCCGAGGAAAGUGCAAAGAUGGUUUCACCUACGUGUCCUACAUCAACGGGGGCCAUUCGCCUUGGAGCUUAUACGAUUAUUUGAAGUACUGGUGUUCCCAGGUUCUAACUGCCGGUGGACUUUGCCCCUGGAUCUGUGGCCGAAUGCGGACGGCCUUUCGCUGGGUAUGCUACCGUACGAUUGGGCGGUUUCAUCUUCAGCAGGACGAAUAGAUAGAUCGGACCCGAAGCACAGGAGUGGUCGACCUAUCGCAAAUAUCGCCACAUCAAUCAACCCAGCUAACAGUUCACUGUUUCAGUUUUCUCUUUUUCGUUCCAUCGUCCGGGUAGAUUUUGAAACUCUUCCAUCGUUUUCCAUCGAUUGUCGAUUGUGUCCUCCCAACGAGAUAUGAUUCUGCUACACCCUCCUCUACCAUUACCUUCCGCAAAGUUUAACGUAUCCUCAGCAUACAAACACACGCACACAUACUAUUACAGUCGACAGCAUUUUCACGUGCAUCGAGAUCGUUUUAUCGCAAGUGUUCAUUCAACUGCGAUCGCGAUGUUUAUCUGCACACGAACAAGCGCAAACACAUCCGUUUAGCGAACAUGCACAAGUAGUUGGCCAUCCUUUUUUGUUAAAUUAGGUUUAACAGGCUACGUUCGGAAUGAAGGAACCGCAAAUUGUGAUGCGAUUGUGUGUUCUUUUGUCAGUACGCAAGCAGAAACCAAACGCCCGCAAGUGGUCUCGUUGUCAUAUCAGUAAGCAUUUUAUUUGUGAUAUUACAUUCUUCAUCAUCAGCCAGAGAGAGAGAGAGAGAG